Molecule: messenger RNA, 3715 nt
Organism: Cydia splendana
Lineage: Eukaryota; Metazoa; Arthropoda; Insecta; Lepidoptera; Tortricidae
Exons: 6
Coding region: 130-1020 (296 amino acids)
Molecular function (GO): phosphatase activity
Source: RefSeq, a predicted model, not a curated record
CACGACAGCGGCAUUGGCAUCGCACUCCGUAUGCUAUAGAGGUUAUAAACGCACGUUCUAGUCUUAAAUAUACUCUUAUAAUUUAAUUCUACUGUGUUAGUAGAUAAUUAUUACAAAAAAGUGUUAAUAAUGGCCCCAGUGAACCUUAUUGAAGUGAAUUCUGAUGGUUUUAAGCAGUUUUUGGACUCGUUUGAUCAUGUGUUCUCGGAUUGUGACGGUGUAUUAUGGCUAUCGCAAGCAUUACCUGGAGUUGGAGAAUUUUUCAGACUAAUGAAAGAAAAUGGAAAAACAGUACAUUUUGUUUCCAAUAAUAGUAUACGAUCCAAAGAAAACUAUACAACUUUGUUCGAUCAAGCUGGAAUCCCAGGUGGCUUUGAAAAGCUGACAACUCCCUCAGUAGCCAUGGUUGAAUAUCUCAAGUCAGUUAAUUUCGACAAGAACGUAUUUUGUUUAACAUGUCCGGAAACGAAAAGGAUGUUUGAAUCGUACGGAUUCAAAACUAAAUAUGGACCAGAUGUCGUCCACGAUAACUUCGGCGACUUCUCCGAGUACCUUAUCGACGACGCCGACAUCGGGGCCGUGGCGUUUGACAGCGACUACAAAGUGAAUCUGGCCAAGAUGUACAAAGCCGCGACGUAUCUUAAGAGGCCUGAAGUGCUCUUUAUGAAUGGACCGACGGAUAAAUACGUGCCGUUCAAAGGACAAAUGGCAGCAGGUGUAUCAUUCGCCGCCGAAUUGGUGUCGGAAUUAGUCAAAAGGAAACCUAUCGGACUGGGAAAGCCGUCACAGGACUUCGGAGUAUUCGCGAUGCGACGGGCGUUUGUGACUGACCCUAGUAGAGUGCUGUUUAUCGGAGACAUGAUCGAACAAGACGUGGGCCUAGGAAAGAACACAGGCUUCAAAACAUUGCUGGUUCUAACUCACCACACCGAAGAAGAAAUGAUGGCGGAACCUGCCGCCCGCCAACCAGAUUUCUUUGCACCGUCUUUAGGAAGUAUAGUACCUAAGUUUACGGAAUAAGUGAGACUAGCAGCGGGACUUUUUGGGUUAAAAUAUGGAAGAUUCCUUUGGUUGAAUUAGCAAAAAAGUUGUACAAAACGUUGUGUUGUUGUUGUUAAUUAGUCUUGAUUCCAUUGUGUUAGAAAAAUUAACUAAAUAUGUAAAUUGUAUUGGAUUGUAUUUAUUGUACUUAAAUCAUACACAUAUAAGUCUAUAGCAUACGCUAACAAACUUUCAUGCAUAUAACUUAAAUAUAGAAACGGCUUAAUUGUCGUAACACAAUGGAAUCAAUGAACUACAGACUAAUUACAGGUCUUUAACUAGGUAAGUAUUUUUUUUUGCUUUUCACCCAUUUUUCUUUGAGCCAGUAAUAAAGGUCUCAGAACUGGCCUUACGGGCAAUAAGAAUGGGGCAUGAAUGGGGCCAGUACAGCGCUGUGACACCGCUACAACGCGAUCGGUUGAUGAGUUCGCAUCACGCGUGCGAUUAGUCGCAACUAGUUGCGUUACACUGCACGAUUGGCUCGUAUUCGUGAGUGACACCGCUGAACCCAGCUACACUGUCGUCCUCAAAAUGACGACCAUUGACCUCUCCACGCGGUGGGGAGCGACCCGCCACAGCCGUCGCAGCCGAGCGGGCACGGCCGCUCAUACCUCUCUAAAUGAGAGGUAUCGAAUGAUGUACAAGCAACCGCUGAACUAGUACCAUUUUUAGUGCCCGUAAGGACCGUCCUGAGAUGUAUAUCUCCGUAUACGUAUCCGUACGUAUGUCAAUGGGUAUUUCAUAGGGAUGUACCGACUAGUCGGGAUAGCCCACUAUCCGGCCACAUUUGUAGUCGGCAAAAAUGGCCGAAUAGUCGUCACUUUAUUAGUGAAAGAAAAACAGAAAAUAGAAAUCAACAGUCAAUAUUUACCAUAUGUUUUAUGUCUAUUUUACCAAAAUACCUAUUCAGGGUGCAUACGAAAACUUUUGUUCAUAGAAUUGAUCGUUUGAUCGUUACCGUAGCAGUGGUGGGCUGGUGUUUGCCUCUACAGGUCGAUCUCAACUGAUUAUCGUGUAAUUUCAUGGCCAAGUUCUAUAGUUAAAUGAUUUUAUUAUUAUUCCGUAUUUGUUUUUUUUUUAAUGGUGGAGACAUGGGGAACUAUUUAUGUUAUUGGAAAAUUUAGAGACUUAUAAACAGGGCACGUUGCUCGUAAAGUCGCUGACCACAGGGGAUAGGUUCUUAACUGGCGACUACGUACGGGAAAUAGAGCCUUGGAAAUACCUCCUACAAGUUGUACUGACGGUCUGCUCAGGAUCGCAAAAUAAAAGAAAGCCAGAAAUUGAACGAGGAUUCUUGUGAUAGGUCUUUGAAGAGAUAGAGAAUACCUUUUAGACAAGCUAAUAUGAUGAAUAGCUCAACCAAAAGAGCAAAACUAUUGUUUUUCACCUGAACUUAUACGAAACUAAUGAUCUCGCCGACUAGCCGACUAGUCGGCCGACUAAUCGGCCAUUCGAGCGCCGAUUAGUCGGGUAGUCAGCUAGUCGGCCAAAUCAAUAGUCGGUACAUCACUAGUAUUUCAUUUAAUUUGCUUCAUUUUGGAAUAAUGAUCGUUACUCUCGUGUAUACCCCAGUGCAUUUAUGUUAGUUUAAGUUAGUCAUGAGCCAAGACUCACUACAAAAGUAAUAAAUAGGUACCGAUGUAAAUCUCGUACCUUAAGUACCGAAUGAGAAACAGAUACGAGGUUUUGAGGAGUAUUCUUGUUAUUGAAUUUUGGUUGAUAAUUGACAUACAUACAUGACGUUUAAUUUUUGUGAUUAGGUACCAACUGUUUUAUUUAUUUUUUAUUUGAUUUUGUAUCUUAGUAUAUAGAUAUGAUAUUUUAAUAAAGACAUUAAAAUUGUAUUUUUAAAAUUUUAGUUAGCUAAUCCAUCCCAUUAAUCAUAUAUACUAAUAUUACAUCAUUUCAGGUACUAUAGGUAUAAAAUAUAUUAUUCUUUUAACGCAAUGUUUUUAAAGUAGGGUAUUUUUGUGAUGUGAUGAACUGAUGAACUGAUGAAUGUGUAACAUACCAUGUUAUGUAUAUUAGUCGUGUAUUUAGAAUGUUUUUCGAUACUUAAUUAUUGCAAUAAGUUAUUUACAGUAGGUACAUAAUGGUGCUACUUUUAUAGUCCCAUAUAGGAUGUGGCCUGUAAUAUGAGCAAAAAAUUUAACCAUAGGCUGUACUCCUCAUACUGACCAACAUUUGUUGAGCAACUUUUAAAAAUAAUUUGUGGUUUGAUUUUUAAUACACUUUAAAAUUUAUUGUAAGACGCAAUGUAUUGCGAAUUUUGUUAUGUUUAAGGCUUGACAAGCAACGUUAAUCACAAAUGAUAUGGCAUGGCGAUGGCGUCCAUUGAAGAUAAUAUUUAUUUUGUAUGAAAAAUAGGAAGACUAAAUACUUCAUAAUUUUUAAAAGUUGUUGAACAAAAGUGUCACCGUUUGAGGAGUACAAUCUAUGUUUUAAUUAUUUGCUCAUGUUACAGGCCACACCCGGUAUGUCCUGUAAAACGUUGUACCUACAAUACACGUGUGAAAUGGUCGUGUUUGUGUCGUGGUUCGGUCAUGUUUCAAUGUAUCGCCACUCGUUGCGAAUCUCCUACUUUUCACACUUGUAUCGUAAUGUACUAAAAUAAAUAAAGUAUUGUAAGCUUCUCUAUUUAUUUCGAAUCACAUUACGUUUUAGUAAAUAUUGA